This is a messenger RNA of Stylonychia lemnae, 1329 nucleotides long. Lineage: Eukaryota; Ciliophora; Spirotrichea; Sporadotrichida; Oxytrichidae. The record is from the annotation of a GenBank genome assembly.
AUGAGAGAAAUCGUUCACAUUCAAGGUGGUCAAUGCGGUAACCAAAUCGGAGCCAAGUUCUGGGAAGUCAUCUCAGACGAGCACGGAAUCGACCCAACUGGUACCUACCAUGGUGACUCAGAUCUCCAACUUGAGAGAAUCAACGUCUACUACAACGAAGCCACUGGUGGAAGAUACGUACCAAGAGCAGUCCUUAUGGACUUGGAACCAGGUACCAUGGAUUCAGUUAGAGCUGGUCCAUUCGGUCAACUCUUCAGACCAGACAACUUCGUCUUCGGUCAAUCAGGUGCUGGUAACAACUGGGCCAAGGGUCAUUACACUGAGGGUGCCGAACUCAUCGAUUCAGUUCUCGACGUUGUUAGAAAGGAAGCUGAAGGUUGCGAUUGCCUCCAAGGUUUCUAAAUCACCCACUCACUCGGUGGUGGUACCGGUUCAGGUAUGGGAACCCUCCUCAUCUCCAAGGUUAGAGAAGAGUACCCAGACAGAAUCAUGGCCACUUUCUCAGUCGUCCCAUCACCAAAGGUCUCAGAUACCGUCGUUGAGCCAUACAACGCCACCCUAUCAGUCCAUCAACUCGUCGAAAACGCUGAUGAGGUUAUGUGUAUCGAUAACGAAGCCCUCUACGAUAUCUGCUUCAGAACCCUUAAGCUCACCACCCCAACCUACGGAGAUCUUAACCACUUGGUCUCAGCUGGUAUUUCAGGUGUUACAUGCUGCCUCAGAUUCCCAGGUCAAUUGAACUCUGAUCUCAGAAAGUUGGCUGUCAACCUUAUUCCAUUCCCAAGACUCCAUUUCUUCAUGACUGGAUUCGCCCCACUUACCUCAAGAGGUUCCCAACAAUACAGAGCCCUCACCGUCCCAGAGCUCACCCAACAAAUGUUCGAUGCCAAGAACAUGAUGUGCGCAUCAGACCCAAGACACGGUAGAUAUCUUACCGCCUCAGCUCUCUUCAGAGGUAGAAUGUCAACCAAAGAAGUCGAUGAACAAAUGCUUAACGUUCAAAACAAGAACUCAUCUUACUUCGUCGAGUGGAUCCCCAACAACAUCAAGUCAUCAGUCUGCGAUAUCCCACCAAAGGGACUCAAGAUGGCCGUCACCUUCCUCGGUAACUCAACUGCCAUCCAAGAGAUGUUCAAGAGAGUUGGUGAACAAUUCACUGCUAUGUUCAGAAGAAAGGCCUUCCUCCAUUGGUACACUGGUGAAGGUAUGGACGAGAUGGAAUUCACUGAAGCUGAGUCAAACAUGAACGAUCUCGUUUCCGAGUAUCAACAAUAUCAAGAUGCCACCGCCGAAGACGAGGAAGAGAUGGACGAGGAGCAAAUGGAAUGA